AUGUCGACCUACAAGCGCGCGACGCUGGACGACGAGGAGCCCCUGGAGGCCGACGGUGAUGGAUACCCCAACGGCUUCCAGGUGAACUUCCGAAGCCCGCGGAGCGGCGCGGGCUGCUGGUCGGAGCGCACGCGCCUGGAAAAGCAGCUGGUGGUGCUGGUGGCGGCGCUGGCCGCCGUGCUGGCCGCCUGCCUGCUCGGCAUCGUCUUCCAGUACCGAGCCCGGCCGCCGGCCGUGUGCCUGUCGGAAGCGUGCGUGUCGGUCACCAGCGCCAUCCUGAGCUCGCUGGACCGGCUCGGCGGCUGGAACGUGACGGGCGCCUGGUCCGGCGGGGACUUCAACGCGACGCUGCGGGAGGUGACGGCGCACUACCGCACGUCGCCCUUCUUCUCCGUCUACGUCAGCGCCGACUCCAAGAACUCCAACAGCAACGUCAUCCAGGUCGACCAGUCGGGCUUGGGGCUGCCAUCCCGCGACUACUACCUGAACAGGACGGAGAACGAGAAGGUGCUUGCCGGGUACCUGGACUACAUGGUGGAGCUGGCCACCUUCCUGGGCGGCACCGACGAGGCCUCCACGCGGCAGCAGAUGCAGCAGAUCCUGGACUUUGAGACGGCGCUGGCCAACAUCACCAUCCCGCAGGAGAAGCACCGCGACGAGGAGCUCAUCUACCACAAGAUCCUCCUCCACAACUACAUGAUCUGGAACCUGGUGCGGAAAACCAGCCCCUUCCUCGACCAGCGCUUCCAGGACGCCGAGGAGAAGUUCAUGGAGGUGAUGUACGGGACGAAGAAGACUUGCCUCCCGCGCUGGAAGUUCUGCAUCAGCGACACGGACAACAACCUGGGCUUCGCCCUGGGGGCCAUGUUCGUCAAGGCCACCUUUGCCGAGGACAGCAAGCAAGUGGCAGAGGAGAUGAUCGCUGAGAUCAAGACGGCCUUCGAGGAGAGCCUGGAGACGCUGCAGUGGAUGGACGAGGAGACCAGGAGAUCGGCCAAGGAGAAGGCAGACGCCAUCUACAACAUGAUCGGCUACCCCAAGUUCAUCAUGGACCCCAAGGAGCUGGAUAAAGUGUUCAACGACUACGAGGCCGUGCCCGACCUCUACUUCGAGAACGUCAUGCAGUUCUACAACUUCUCGGCCAGGGUCACCGCUGACCAGCUCCGGAAACCGCCCAACCGGGACCAGUGGAGCAUGACGCCGCCCACAGUCAACGCGUACUACUCACCCACCAAGAACGAGAUCGUCUUCCCCGCCGGGAUCCUCCAGGCCCCCUUUUACACCCGCGCCUCUCCCAAGUCACUGAACUUCGGUGGCAUCGGCGUGGUGGUGGGCCAUGAGCUCACACAUGCCUUCGAUGACCAAGGUCGGGAAUAUGACAAGGACGGGAACCUGCGGCCGUGGUGGAAGAACUCCUCGGUGGAGGCCUUCAAGCGGCAGACGGAGUGCAUGGUGGAGCAGUACAGCAACUACACGGUCAACGGCGAGGCCGUCAACGGCAAGCACACGCUGGGCGAGAACAUCGCCGACAACGGGGGCCUCAAGGCCGCCUAUCGGGCCUACCAAAACUGGCUGAAAAAGAACGGCGAGGAGGAAACGCUCCCCACCCUCGGCCUCACCAACCACCAGCUCUUCUUCGUGGGCUUCGCGCAGCGAUGGUUCCUCCGGGGGGGUCUCGGCUCGCACGAGGGGCUCAUCACCGACCCGCACAGCCCCUCGCGCUACCGCGUCAUCGGCACCGUCUCCAACUCGCGCGAGUUCGCCCAGCACUUCGCCUGCCCGCCCGGCUCCCCCAUGAACCCCCCCAAGAAGUGCGAGGUCUGGUGAUGGGCGCGUGCCCCGGGCCGCCGUCCCC
Messenger RNA from Tinamus guttatus (white-throated tinamou), 1855 nucleotides. NCBI's taxonomy places the organism in Eukaryota, Metazoa, Chordata, Aves, Tinamiformes, Tinamidae. The record is from RefSeq and is a predicted model, not a curated record.